CGUUCUUUUGUUCACUAACAUAAGUAGUUAGCACACAGGUAACCUGUAAUCACAUAUCCACUUUUCCAGCUUUGUAUCAACUGUUGAAGUAGACAAGUCAUUUUCUUAAUCAUUCAUUCUUGGCUACCUGUUUCUCAGUAGUUAGUUGAUGGUUGAUAUGAAAUAAAUGUGAAGCAAUGAAUUUUGCUGCUUCGACAGUUUGAAUUAGUAGUACUAUUAAUUAACUACAUGCAUUUCAGUAUGUGCUUGAAUACAAUAUUCAGCAUGGAUCCUGAAAUCCAAAGCUUCAUCAAGGUGUGGUUCACUGCAAUUUUAUCUAUGAUUUACUGCUACUGCAUCUCGGUCCGCCUACGUGGUGGCGCCACCAGGUUAUUCUCUCUCCUCCCCGUCAUCUAUCUGUUCACCACCCUCCCGCUCCAUCUCACCUCCAUCCACAUUGGUGCUGCUACUAUUUUAUACCUUGUUUGGCUUGGAAACUUCAAGCUCCUUCUCUUCUCCUUCGAUCAAGGCCCUCUAUACGCGACGCCGCCUUUGUCCCUCUUCCAUUUCAUCUCCAUAGCGCUCCUUCCCGUCGAAACCAAGCACAACUCAUCUUGCAAAUCAAAUGCCAAAGUCUAUCAUCAACCAGUUGCGUCUGCUGUUAAGGUUGCUCUUCUGGCUAUAUUUACUCGUAUAUACGAGUACAUGGAGAAUGUGCAUCCGUAUAUAUUAUUUACUCUGUAUUGUUGCCAUCUUUAUCUUGCUCUCGAGGUGAUUUUAGCCAUUACCGCAGUUCCGGUGAGGGCCAUUCUUGGACUGGAUCUGAAGCCACAGUUCAACGAGCCAUAUUUGGCCACAUCACUGCAAGACUUUUGGGGCCGUAGAUGGAACCUCACCGUCAGCAGUAUUCUACGCACUGCCGUAUAUCAACCUGUACACAGUAUUUCUACACGUAUUUUAGGCAGCAAUUGGGCGCGGCCUUCGGCCACCAUGGCCACAUUCUUGGUGUCUGGUCUCAUGCAUGAGGUGAUUUAUUAUUACUUAUCAGGUGCAUAUCCCACAUGGGAGGUGACGAGGUUCUUUGUUCUUCAUGGGAUUUGUGUGGCCCUCGAGAUGGCCGUGAAAAAGGCAUUGGGCGGCCGUUGGCGGUUGCACAGGUUGGUUUCGGGGCCGAUGACGGUGGCAUUUGUAGGAGUCACGGGCGUGUGGUUGUUUUUACCACAGGUGAUUAGGCAUGGUUUAGACAAAAAGGCCAUAAGUGAGUAUACAAUUUUGACACAAUUUCUUCUUUGGAUUUUGUGUCUAUGUGUGAUAUCAAAAACCCUUCUCAUAUAAUCUAUUUAUUUCAAAAUAAGUAUCUUAUUCUUUCGAGCUCA
This is a messenger RNA of Olea europaea var. sylvestris, 1355 nucleotides long. Its product is annotated as long-chain-alcohol O-fatty-acyltransferase-like. NCBI's taxonomy places the organism in Eukaryota, Viridiplantae, Streptophyta, Magnoliopsida, Lamiales, Oleaceae. Gene Ontology annotation, biological process: lipid metabolic process. Bases 229 to 1314 code for a protein of 361 amino acids. The transcript has a single exon. The record is from RefSeq and is a predicted model, not a curated record.